GGGAGCGCGGCAGGGCCUCGGCGUCGAGGCGCCGCCGCCGCGGCCCGCCGGGGGGCGGGGGCCGCCAUGGCGGCCCAGACGCAGCCCGACCGCCAGCUGCCCUCGGCCGUCGCGGUGGUGAGCGACUUCGCCUCGGAGGAGGCGCGGGCUUGCUGGGAGAUACGUGGCUUCUCCCUGGUGGACAAGCAGCAGGGCAGCAGCAUGGAGUCCGGGCCGCUGGUGCGGGCGGCCGGUACGCAGUUCGGCCUGCGCGUCUAUGCGUGGUCCCUGCCGGGGGACCAGUUCGCGAUCUACUGCUUCAGGGAGGCGGAGGAGGGUGCCGAGCCGG
This is a messenger RNA of Prorocentrum cordatum, 328 nucleotides long. Lineage: Eukaryota; Dinophyceae; Prorocentrales; Prorocentraceae. The record is from the annotation of a GenBank genome assembly.